UCCCCAUUUCUCCCCCCUUUUCCCUCCCCAGACCCCCCGACAUGGAGGAUGAGCCCUGGGCGGCCCUCGGCCCCUUCGCCAGGCGAUCCCGCACCAUCCGCCGCCAUGACGUCAUUGCUGAUGCCGACGCGCCUGACAGGCUCUGGGUGACAAGCCCUUGCCAUCCGAUUGGCUGCCGCCAUCGCGCCUCGCCCCUCGCGGCACACGACGCACCGCCGCGCCGCCAUGUUUUUCCCCAAACUCCCGUGUUUCUCCCCGAAUUUACUGACCACCACCCCCCUCACGACAGAGGCGGGGGGCAGGAUUUGGGGGCAGCCCCGCAGCCCCCCGUCGCGCCCACAUCGCCGCUGCCCUCGCCGCGGUCGCUCUGUCGCCAUCGCCGUCCCCCCCGCGACGGCCCGGCCUCGGUCCGUUCCCACUUGGCGGAGCUGAAGCGGCGGCAGAGCAGCAUCGACGAGGUGAAGCGGCAGGCGGAGGGCGGGGGGACCCCACGUGGUGCCCCCCAGGUGAGCGCGGGACACUGGGCGGGGCCCCAGGGGGCGGGGCCUCACGGGGCGGGGCCAGAGGGAGCCCCUCCCUCCCGUGGGGUCGGGGGUGAUGGGCGGGGCGGGGCGUGCUGCUUCUCCCACCAUUAAAGACAGCGACUCGGCCCCACGGCUCCGCAGUUUGUGCCUAUAGAUUCUAUAGCGACUCUAUACAGCGCCCUACAGCCGCCUCCUACGGGCCCCAUAGCCAUCUCCUAUAGUGCCCCAUAGCUGCCUCGUAGGGACCCCAUGGCCACCCCCUACAGCGCCCUGUACCCACGCGUUAUAGCGUCCUGUAGCCGCCUUCUACGCGCCCCGUAGCAAUCUCCUAUAGCGCCCUAUAGCCAUCCCGUAUGGAUCACAUAGCCGC
This is a messenger RNA of Grus americana (Whooping crane), 894 nucleotides long. Its product is annotated as translation initiation factor IF-2-like. The coding region runs from base 42 to 635 and encodes 197 amino acids. The record is from RefSeq and is a predicted model, not a curated record. NCBI's taxonomy places the organism in Eukaryota, Metazoa, Chordata, Aves, Gruiformes, Gruidae. The transcript has 4 exons.